CAUUGUCAAAAGACCAAUUCAUUUGACAGUUGACAGAAACUUUUAACUUUCGCCAUGUGCGUGUAUUAGUAAAUAAUUUAAAUAAUUCUGGAUCUAUAAGCGAAAAUGCAACAACCACAUCGCUCAGGAACGCUCAAACAAAGCAAUAAGGCUCACAAGUCUCGCCAUCGAUCUAAACGGGGAAUAUCGGCGGCAGUUAAAGGUAAGGUAAACGUUAAAGAGUUUGUUCGCCGUAACCGUCGAGAGCUGAAGAAAGACGAACGCCGGCACCAAGCUUUGCAAAUUCGUAAAAAUAAGCGUGAUGAAGUACUAUCGAAGAAACGUGCGUUAGGCGGCAACAGAAACCCACCGUUCCUUGUAUGUGUGGUUCCUUUGAAUGCGCAGCUCGAUGUACAGUCUGCUUUGGCUAUAUUGAGGACGUGCUCGGACGGCGCAUUAAUCAGCCAGUCUGAAAAUGGAGUUCUACACAUUGGGUUGCCGAAUUUCAAGCAGCGCUUCUCAUUCAUAUGCCCAGAAGUGGAAAAUGAGUUCAGCUUGCUUGAUGCUCUCAAAAUUGCGGACACUGCAUUAUAUGUCAGUUCAGCAUUGGAUGAGCCAGUUGAUGAAUGGGGGGAGAAAGUUCUGGCCCUAUCUAUGGCUCAAGGGAUGCCUACACCUGUAGUAGUAGCUAUGGACAUAGAAGGAGUUAAUCCUAAAAAACGUACAACAGAGAAGCAAAAUGUUCAAAAGCUGGUCUCAAAAUGGCUACCAGAUGAAAAGGUUAUGCAGCUUGAUAAAAGUUCUGACGGGUUGAAUGUGUUACGUAGGAUUGGAAAUCAGAAAAGAAACAUACUCCAUCACAGAGAGAAGAGACCGUAUAUGCUGGCCGAAGAAGUAGAAUACGUGCCUGAUGCUGAAGGUGAUCAUGGUACUUUGAAAGUCAGUGGAUACUUGCGUGGUAUGCCUCUAAAUGCCAAUGGGCUGGUACAUAUUGCUGGGUUGGGAGACUUCCAAAUGUCCCGAAUAGAUGGUUUAGAUGAUCCUCAUCCAUUAAGUACUGGAAAAGAAAAUACUAAGUCAGACAGUAUGGAAGCUGAAUCUAUUAAAGUGCAGGUGCUUCAAGUAGCUGAUCCAGCUAAACAAGAAAGUCUGGUGUCGGAAAAUAUCCCAGAUCCAAUGGACGCUGAACAGACAUGGCCCACAGAGGAAGAAAUUGAACAAGCCAAUUUGGAGACUCAAAAGAAAAAAGUAAAGAAAGUUCCCAAAGGCUGGUCAGAUUACCAAGCAGCAUGGAUUGUUGAAUCGGAUGCAGAGGAAGAUGGCUCUGAUAGUGCUAGUGGGGAUGACAAUGAAGACAAUGAAGAAUUCAUGUCAUGCGAAGAAGACAAUUCCGACCAAGAGGAAAACAAUGAGGAUAAUGACUUUGAAUCGGUAACUGAGUCAGUUAUGGGACCCACUGAUGACAGAUAUGAUGAGACUAUUGACGUCCAAGAGGAACAUGAGAUGCUACAAAAGUUAGCAGCAGCCAAGGAAGACCAGCAGUUCCCAGAUGAAGUGGACACACCUCAAGACAUGCCAGCUCGCGAAAGGUUCAUGAGGUAUAGAGGUUUGGAGUCCUUCCGCACCUCUUCAUGGGACCCAAAAGAGAAUCUGCCAGAAGAUUAUGCUAGAAUCUUCCAAUUUGAAAAUUAUGAAAGAACGAGGCGACGAGUGUUCAAGGAAAAUGAAGAUAGCCUUAUAAACAUGUAUGGUUCCUACAUAACCAUUCACAUCAAGAAUAUCCGACAAGAUCUCUGGAAGUCAUACCACUCGGCUAAUCCUAAUGCUCCAUUGGCUAUCUUUGGCCUUUUACCACAUGAGCAGAAAAUGUCAGUUAUGAAUGUAGUACUGAAGCGUACUGGGGCAAGUGACGAACCAAUCAAAAGCAAGGAGAGACUUAUCUUCCAAGUUGGGUACAGAAGGUUUAUAGUGAAUCCAAUAUUCAGUCAGCAUACCAACGGAAGCAAACAUAAGUAUGAACGAUUCUUCCAACCAGCUUCAACUUGUGUAGCGUCAUUCUUCGCGCCGAUCCAGUUUAGUCCAUCUACUGUACUUUGUUUCAAGGAAAAAAAGAAUACCAAGCUCCAAUUAGUGGCAACUGGAGUGCUGCUGUCGUGUAAUCCAGAUAGAUUGAUUAUCAAGAGAAUUGUGCUCUCUGGACACCCAUAUAAGGUUCACAAAAAAUCCGCUGUCAUCAGAUUCAUGUUCUUCAACAGAGAAGAUGUUCAGUAUUUCAAACCGUGCAAACUUAGAACAAAGUACGGGCGUAUAGGACACAUAAAGGAACCAUUAGGUACUCACGGACACAUGAAGUGCGUUUUCGAUGGACAACUGAAAUCUCAGGAUACCGUUUUGCUUAAUUUGUACAAGCGUAUGUUCCCGAAAUGGACAUACGAGAACUGUAUAGUUACUAACAGAGACAGCGAUGCUAUGACCGAGUAAUGUAAAUAAAAUCAUAUUUUGAA
Molecule: messenger RNA, 2483 nt
Organism: Manduca sexta (tobacco hornworm)
Lineage: Eukaryota; Metazoa; Arthropoda; Insecta; Lepidoptera; Sphingidae
Gene: Tsr1
Product: pre-rRNA-processing protein TSR1 homolog
Exons: 9
Coding region: 106-2460 (784 amino acids)
Biological process (GO): endonucleolytic cleavage of tricistronic rRNA transcript (SSU-rRNA, 5.8S rRNA, LSU-rRNA); maturation of SSU-rRNA from tricistronic rRNA transcript (SSU-rRNA, 5.8S rRNA, LSU-rRNA); ribosome biogenesis
Cellular component (GO): nucleus; preribosome, small subunit precursor
Molecular function (GO): GTP binding; U3 snoRNA binding; GTPase activity
Source: RefSeq, a predicted model, not a curated record